CCUCCGCGAGGCGCGCUGACGUCACCCUUCGGGGAAACGGCUGACGUCACCGCGUCCUCGGCGAGUGGGGGCGGGGCCGUGACUCACCCGGGCCGCGCCCCCCGCCCGCGGCGGAGCGCACGUGAGCGCGCGCCGCGCCGGUUUCUAAGUUUAGCUCGGCGGUUUCGGUGGGGUCGGGCGAGGAAGCUGAGGGGGUGCUCUGUCAAAAUGAGGGAAGAAACCAAGAGGAAGGCGUGAGAUGCUGGCACCAGGGAUUCCAACUAGUGUCGCAAAGGAAUAAAGUGUUCCAAAACCCAGACACGAGCUCUCCACAGGGGAGUAGAUGCACUGUAGUUAUUUUAAGGAGAAAGAGUGUCCAUCAUCUCGUGCCUGGGAGACCUGUUGCCAUCUUCUCAGCGACUGUAGCUGUUGGAAUAGUCGUUUCUGCAGUCCCCAGGGCAGUGUGGUGCACAUGAGGAGAGACCAGAAGUUGUUAUCCAGAGAAGCUGAACUGAAGGUGCUCUGGACUCCAGGACACUGGUCCACGCGGAGGGUGACAGGGAGGGGUCAGACACACUCCGGAUGGUGGUCACUCUGUCAGCCUGGAACCUGGAGUGACCAGUUACAGGAGAGCUCCGAACCAAUCCAAGGUGAUCAUUUGGAAUGAGCAAGCAAACAAGAAACUUUCCUCAUGUCAAGUCACUGAGAGCUUGUUCCCAGAACUGGGAGAAGUGGCUCAAUGGUCCUCACCCGCGGAGAGCGGUGGUGAGGGCUGGAAGGCAGUUACCUCGCAUUGCGCAGAUAGACACAGGAAACAGGAGCAGAUCUUACAGAAGUUAGGGAGAGUGGAACACGAGGUCAGAGAGCCUGGAUUCUCAUCUCACAUCUUCCACCUGUGAGACGAUGCCUUUGGGCAAGUUGUGGAACCACUGCAACCUUCAGCCGCCUCAUCUAUAAAAUGGAGGGUGACAAUGGCAGCUAUGUCAGCAGGUGACCGUGAGGAGAAAACGAAGUACUACAGAGGGCACACAGCAGGAAGACCACGUGCUCGCCUGGGACCAGGAGAGGGUGAGAGUGGCCUGGGAAAUUCAACCAUCCACAAGACUCAGAACCAACGGCUGAGUGAGGAGUUGGAUCAGGUGGUUGAGAACUCAGAGCGGGCGGACGAGCAGGAAAAGGAGGCAGACGGAGUACAAGGUCCAGGAAUCUUACCAGCCCUGGACAGCGAGUCUGCCUCUAGCAGCAUCCGCUUCAGCAAGGCCUGCCUGAAGAACGUCUUCUCGGUCCUGCUCAUCUUCAUCUACCUGCUGCUCAUGGCAGUGGCUGUCUUCCUGGUCUACCAGACCAUCACAGACUUCCGCGAGAAACUCAAGCACCCUGUCAUGUCGGUGUCUUACAAGGAGGUGGAUCGCUAUGACGCCCCAGGUAUUGCUCUGUACCCCGGUCAGGCCCAGUUGCUCAGCUGUAAGCACCACUACGAGGUCAUCCCGCCCCUGAGGAGCCCUGGCCAGCCUGGGGACAUGAACUGCACCACCCGGAGGAUCAACUACACAGACCCUUUCUCCAACCAGACUCUGAAAUCCGCCCUGAUCGUGCAGGGGCCCCGGGAAGUGAAGAAGCGGGAGCUGGUCUUCCUCCAGUUCCGCCUGAAUGAGAGUAGCGAGGACUUCAGUGCCAUCGAUUACCUCCUCUUCUCGUCUUUCCAGGAGUUCCUGCAAAGCCCAGACAGGGUGGGCUUCAUGCAGGCCUGCGAGAGCGCCUAUUCCAGCUGGAAGUUCUCUGGCGGCUUCCGCACCUGGGUCAAGAUGUCCCUGGUGAAGACCAAGGAGGAGGAUGGGCGGGAAGCAGUGGAGUUCCGGCAGGAGACGAGUGUGGUUAACUACAUUGACCAGAGGCCGGCCGCUGAAAAAAGCGCUCAGUUGUUUUUUGUGGUCUUUGAAUGGAAAGAUCCUUUCAUCCAGAAAGUCCAAGAUAUAAUCACCGCCAAUCCUUGGAACACAAUCGCCCUGCUCUGUGGGGCCUUCUUGGCGUUAUUUAAAGCAGCGGAGUUUGCCAAGCUGAGUGUGAAAUGGAUGAUCAAGAUCAGAAAGAGGUACCUUAAAAAAAGAGGUCAGGCGGCGAACCAUAUAAGCUGAAGUGGCCUUGUGUUCGCAGAACUGCUCACAGCAACGGAAGUUCUGGUCACUUCCGCGCGGAGAAAACGAGCCGCUGGCAAUCCUGUGCUCACUUGAAACGGGCCUUGCUGGGAGGAACAGCCUGCCAGCCUGCAGCUUCUAACCUGGCCCCAAAAGAGGAUGUUUAAAGCCUGAUGGAACAGAUCCAGUGGGUAACCUAAAACUUAUUUAAGUAUUUAAAUUAUUAAUGAACAGAUGACGAGGGAUUGUGGAAGAUGGAAUUAGAUCUGUAUCAAGUUUUCUGAAGGUUUGUGGAAGUUGCCUUUCUUCUUACUUGGUUUGGUGCACAGUUAAGCUCUAAUGGGGUAAUGAAGGCUCUACUUUUUACUCUAGCUUCCCCUUCCGCCCUAGUUUUCUAAAGUGGACAGAAGAGUGUGAUUUUUUUUUUUUCCCCCAAAUCCUGACUCUGCAGAUGUACAGGUUAUGCUUUGAAACCUCUGCACCCUGUACCCAAAGGCGAGAACCCCAUCGUCUCUGACGUCAUCUGCCAGUUACAUCAUCUGGCCUCUUGGCACGCUUUCUCAUUUGUUAAAUAAGAAAUGGGACUUUUUUGUAAAGCUACUAGAAACCAGGAAUACGAUUUCUUGUGGACUGACUAGCCACCUACCUGUCUGGCUAGAAUAUUUGUUGAUGGAGGUGUAAGAGUGCAGAGUCAUUAACAUGCAAAAGCACUGGGACAUAUGUACAUAGGUGCCUACUCAAUGUAUCUUGAUGAUUUUAUUAACAGGUAAAUAAAAGUUAGGUUAAUGCAAAA
Neofelis nebulosa (Clouded leopard) is the source of this 2907-nucleotide messenger RNA. It is a transcript of the gene PACC1, whose product is annotated as proton activated chloride channel 1. Lineage: Eukaryota; Metazoa; Chordata; Mammalia; Carnivora; Felidae. The transcript is spliced from 15 exons. The record is from RefSeq and is a predicted model, not a curated record. Gene Ontology annotation, cellular component: cell surface. Bases 951 to 2114 code for a protein of 387 amino acids.